CAUCAUAGCCAAAAAGGAGCGUUGAUUGUAGGCGAUCCCAGUGUCGGAGAGGUGAUGUUCAGAGGAAAGAAACAAAUGUUUGAACGUUUGCCUUCAGCAAAUAGGGAAGUCAGCUUUCUUUCUGCUAUGCUUAGACAGUCGACCACACUGACUGCCGAACAAGCUACCAAAGAUGCGAUUUUAGAAAAACUGAAAGAAGGCUCAGCUGUAAUUCACAUUGCUGCACACGGGAGCUCUGACAAUGGUGAAAUAGCGCUGGCACCAAAUGUCUCGUCAGAAAGACAAGGAAUCCCAGAAGAGGAUGACUACCUGUUGACGAUGAAAGAAGUCCAAGAAAUCGGAAUCAAAGCUCAACUUGUUGUGCUAAGCUGUUGUUACAGUGGUCGUGGUAAGAUCAGGGCUGAGGGCAUGAUUGGACUUAGUCGUGCUUUCCUUGCGGCCGGAGCUCGUUCUGUCGUAGCGUCAUUGUGGGCAAUCGACGACGUAAUAACUUUGUGUUUCAUGCUGAAGUUUUACAGUUAUCUGACUCGUGGUGAAAGUGCGAUUGUAAGCCUUCAUAAAGCCAUGCUAGAUAUCCGAGCAGAGGAAGGCCAAAGGGAUCCCAAGUACAGAGAUCCCAAGUACUGGGCUCCUUUCUUCCUGAUCGGUGAUGACGUCACACUCAAUUUGUAAGUAAAAAGUAUCUUUCAUCGCAGAUUUAUGUCAACAAAUGAAUAUGAAACUGAAAAACCCAAAUCAGUAUUGAUUCAACACGAACAUCAACACGAACAGUGACAGUGUGCUUUCGGCAUGUCUCUCCAGGGCCGGUUGUUUUGUUAUUACUGUCGCUUGUAAAUAUGUAAAUGACGUUAUUUCUGCUCAAUUAAUCAGAUUUUUGCAGUUUGAGUUCUUGCGUGAUAAACCAUAGUUAAUGUUAACUAUUAUUAUAAAACUUAUCAAUAAUGCAUGAGCUAUUACUCCAAUAAGG
Molecule: messenger RNA, 967 nt
Organism: Exaiptasia diaphana
Lineage: Eukaryota; Metazoa; Cnidaria; Anthozoa; Actiniaria; Aiptasiidae
Product: tetratricopeptide repeat protein 28
Exons: 1
Coding region: 55-672 (205 amino acids)
Source: RefSeq, a predicted model, not a curated record